UUACAGCUUCAUCAAGAAGAUCCAAUGGUUGAUCCUACCAAUACGAUCACUCCCUUGCUGGACGAUCAUGAAGUUGGAGGAGAUGACGUUGGAGGAAGGAAAAGCUCAUCUUGGGUUCAAAAAGUGAUAGAGCUGGAAGAAUUAAAGGCUCAAAUUACUUACGGUCUUCCAAUGAUAUUCACAAAUCUUUUCAUCUAUUGCAUCCCUUUAACAUCUGUGAUGUUUGCUUCUCACCUCGGCCAACUCGAGCUCGCUGGGGCAACCCUCGCCAAUUCUUGGGCCACCGCUACCGGGUUUGCCUUCAUGACGGGGUUAAGUGGAGCACUUGAGACAUUAUGUGGUCAAGACUUUGGUGCAAAAAGCUACAAAAUGUUGGGGAUUCAUCUGCAAUCAUCAUGCAUCGUCUCGUUAGUUUUUACCAUCCUCAUCUCUAUCUUCUGGUUCUUCACAGAACCGGUUUUCGGAUUUAUCGGACAAGAUUCCAACAUCUCAAGACAAGCUGCACUGUAUAUAAAAUACCAAAUUCCUGGUUUACUCGCUGACGGGUUCUUACAAAACAUUCUUAGGUUUUGCCAAACACAAUCCAUUGUUGCUCCGCUAGUCAUCUUCUCGUUUGUUCCCCUGGUGAUCAAUAUUGGUAUCGCAUAUGUUCUGGUCUAUUUAGCUGGCCUUGGAUUCAUUGGUGCUCCAAUAGCUACAUCUAUUUCAUUGUGGAUAGCUUUCCUUUCUCUUGGAACUUAUGUGAUAUGUUCUGACAAGUUUAAGGAAACAUGGACUGGGUUUUCAUUAGAAUCAUUCCGUUAUGUAGUAAUAAACUUGACAUUGAGCCUCCCAUCUGCUGCUAUGGUAUGUUUGGAAUAUUGGGCGUUCGAGAUACUUGUGUUCUUAGCAGGAUUGUUGCCUAACCCGGAAAUCACCACCUCUUUGGUAGCUAUAUGCGUCAACACGGAGUCGAUUAGCUACAUGUUAACAUAUGGACUUAGCGCAGCUGCAAGUACACGUGUGUCCAACGAACUUGGAGCUGGAAACGUGGAAGGUGCAAAGAAGGCCACUUCUGUAACCGUUAAGUUGUCUUUUGUCCUUGGCCUUGGCGUAGUGCUUGCUUUACUUGUAGGUCACGAUGGUUGGGUCGGGUUAUUCAGCAAUAGUCGUGUCAUCAAAGAAGAGUUUGCACCAUUGACAUUCUUUCUUGCUGCCUCUAUAACACUUGAUUCAAUCCAAGGUGUUCUAUCAGGUAAAAUAUUCUACUUUUUGUUGAAUACCAAACAUACAAAAAACUCAACUUUUAUCGACAGGAGUAGCCAGAGGGUGCGGUUGGCAGCACGUCGUCACGGUUAUAAAUUUGGGAACAUUCUAUUUAAUUGGAACGCCUAUUGCAGCCUUUUGUGGUUUCAAGUUAAAGUUGUAUGCCAAGGGUUUGUGGAUUGGUAUGAUAACUGGGAUAUUUUGCCAAUGUUCGUCACUCAUGCUUAUGACAGUUUUCCGGAAGUGGACAAAGCUAAAUUCUUCGGUCUAAAAGAUCAUGAAACUAUGGACGAGACUAAUAUCAUUAUUGUGUUUUUGGAUUUUUAAUAAUAAAACCAAAGAAAACCUCUAAAUUAUUUUUUCAGUGAAUAAAACACUCGAUUUUCUGUUA
This is a messenger RNA of Raphanus sativus (radish), 1636 nucleotides long. Its product is annotated as protein DETOXIFICATION 19-like. Gene Ontology annotation, biological process: xenobiotic detoxification by transmembrane export across the plasma membrane. The record is from RefSeq and is a predicted model, not a curated record. Gene Ontology annotation, cellular component: membrane. Lineage: Eukaryota; Viridiplantae; Streptophyta; Magnoliopsida; Brassicales; Brassicaceae. The coding region runs from base 25 to 1572 and encodes 515 amino acids. Gene Ontology annotation, molecular function: xenobiotic transmembrane transporter activity; antiporter activity. The transcript is spliced from 6 exons.